GUUGAUCGAUACGUAAUGUCUGGGGACGUGCGUGCGCUACAAUUACGUCGUGACGUCCAUCCGGCUUCCUUUCCUCUGCUACCGGCGAGAAUGAAGACCAUUCUCAGCAGCCAGACUGUGGACCUCCCUGACAAUGUCGAGGUGAGGCUAAAGGGGCGCACUGUGAUUGUGAAGGGGCCCCGUGGCAAGCUCACCAGGGAGUUCAACCACAUCAAUCUGGAUCUCAGCCUACUCGGCAAAAAACAGAAGAAGCUUCGUGUGGAUAAAUGGUGGGGAAACAGGAAGGAGCUGGCCACAGUCCGUACUAUCUGCAGCCAUGUUCAGAACAUGAUCAAAGGCGUCACUUUGGGUUUCCGGUAUAAAAUGCGUUCUGUGUACGCCCAUUUCCCCAUCAACGUGGUCAUUCAGGAAAAUGGACAGCUGGUGGAGAUCAGGAACUUCCUGGGAGAGAAGUACAUCCGCCGGGUCAGAAUGAGGGCUGGUGUGAUGUGUGCAGUGUCUGCUGCCCAGAAGGAUGAACUCGUCCUGGAGGGUAAUGACAUUGAGUUGGUUUCAAACUCUGCUGCCCUGAUCCAACAGGCUACCACAGUCAAAAAUAAGGAUAUCAGAAAGUUCUUGGACGGCAUUUACGUUUCCGAGAAAGGAACAGUAGUGGAACCAGAACAGUAAAAGUUACAUCUGCACUUGUAGAGCGGCUUUGAUCCAGCAGGCCACCACAGUGAGGAAGAAGGACAUCAGGAAGUUCUUGGACGGCAUCUAUGUGAGCGAAAGGACCACUGUGGUGGAGUCAGCCAGUGAAUAAAUGUUCAGAUUCUGCUAUGACCAAUAAAAUAACCUUUUUCCAGCUCGA
Molecule: messenger RNA, 850 nt
Organism: Oryzias latipes (Japanese medaka)
Lineage: Eukaryota; Metazoa; Chordata; Actinopteri; Beloniformes; Adrianichthyidae
Source: RefSeq, a predicted model, not a curated record